AAACAGUUUUACCAAUCAUACCUGGCGGCUUUAUUGUGAAAAAGGACAAAGAAUUGUCAAGAAGAUGGCUGACUUCGAUAACGUAAAGGAGAUUUUAGAAUCCGAAAAGAAAGGGCUUAAAUCUCAGCUUAAAAAGGACCCACACACUGAUGGAGACACAGAAUUUUGGGCGAAAAAGGAAAAAAUGAAAGAAGACCUUUACAGACGAAAUUAUGAAGAUUUGUACAGAAGAAGAGAGGCUGCAACCAAGAAGUUGCUUGGCGAGUUUAAAAAAGAGGCCGAGUCAAUUCUAGAGUUAAAUUUUUGGAAAGAUAUUGAAAAUAUGAGAGGGGACUAUCACUAUCCUGAGGAAGAAGGAGUGGCUUGUGAAGACAUAGGAGACACCAAGGAAGAUAAAAACGGUCACGAACGAGCUGAAAUUAGCAACAAAUUACCACUGGUAUUUGAUGAAUCAACUGAAGACACCGACAAUGAACCAGAUGAACAUGACGAGAAAUUACAGAUACAGAACAAAGAACAUCUGACAAAGACGAAAAUUCAAGACUUCACAUAAAAUGAUAUAGAUAAAUUGCCAAAAGUGAAGAAACCAGCCAUCGGAGAUCUCAUCGCAGAGCUUUUGUCUUGUUUCCUCAUCCAUAAAAGAGUAGAAGAUUAGACAACUUUUCCAUUUCAAAAUGACAGACAAAAUAGAGAAGAAAAAGUUAUUGGUGCUGUUAAUUGAUGGUUUCCGUUGGGAUUACUUUGACAUUCCCGGUUUAGAGCUUCCAGGAUUUAGACAACUGUUUAAACAAGGAAUAAAAGCAGAUUACAUGAUUCCUGAUUUCCCCUCAUUAUCAUAUCCAAAUUAUUACUCAAUAAUGACAGGGCUACAUGUUGAAAAUCAUGGAUUUGUUGGUAAUUUUAUGUGGAAUCAAGAACGUGGAAAUAGCUUUGAAAUUAAGAUGGAAACCGCUGAAUCGAAAAAAUCCCACUGGUUUGAAGGUGCUGAACCUCUUUGGAUUACUGCAGUCAAACAGGAAAAGAGAACACAUAUGUUUGAAUGGCCUGGCGGACAUAUUCCAAACAAAGGAACGACAUCAACAUUUUACGAUGAAAUGGGCGUUGAUGAGUGGCCAAUGAUUCCCCAUAUGAUGAAGAAUUUAAAGAAAGCUUUCAACCAAUUAAAAACUGAUAAAAUAGACAUGGCAGGUGUAUUCGUCGAUGUAGUAGAUGAUGGGGGACACAGUUAUGGUCCUAACUCUAAAGAGUUAAAAGACAUUAUCAGACAAACAGAUGAAGCUAUCAAACAAAUGUUAGAUAUGUUAGUACAGGAAGGUUUAGAGGACAAAGUUAAUAUAGUUAUAUUUUCUGACCAUGGAAUGACAGAAAUUUCUGAGUCUAGAACUAUUGAUUUAUCAGAUCAUAUAGGCUAUGCGGAUGUAGAAGCUGUUAGGGAUAAAGGUGCAGUAUGUAGCAUAUGGCCAAGAGAAGGAAAAUUAGAAAAAGUGUACUCUAAUCUACGGCAAAUGAACUGCAAGCAAAUAACGGUUUACAAAAAGGAAAAUUUACCAGAAAGAUGGCGUUAUAAAAAUAGUCAGUUGGUAGCACCCAUAAUUGUUGUAGCAGAGCUUGGUUGGUACAUUUUAACUCCUUCAGGACAAAGCAUAGACAAAUAUAGCGAUGGACCUGCAAAAGGACAUCACGGAUAUGAUAAUACAGAGAAAGAUAUGCGUGGUAUAUUUUUAGCUUGUGGCCCAGAUUUUAAAAAGAACUUUAAAAAUGGGCCUGUGAAAGCAGUAGAUAUAUAUCAAGUGAUGUGCAAAGCACUUGACAUACAACCUCUUCCACAUAAGGGCAGCUGGUCUAAUGUCAAAGAUAUAUUUAUUUGAAAAUAGUGUAUCACCAUUUUUUAGUUUGAAUAAAUACGUAAUAAUAA
Molecule: messenger RNA, 1915 nt
Organism: Mytilus trossulus (common blue mussel)
Lineage: Eukaryota; Metazoa; Mollusca; Bivalvia; Mytilida; Mytilidae
Product: glycerophosphocholine cholinephosphodiesterase ENPP6-like
Exons: 12
Coding region: 675-1868 (397 amino acids)
Source: RefSeq, a predicted model, not a curated record